Sycon ciliatum is the source of this 1681-nucleotide messenger RNA. Its product is annotated as syntenin-1-like. NCBI's taxonomy places the organism in Eukaryota, Metazoa, Porifera, Calcarea, Leucosolenida, Sycettidae. Bases 163 to 1074 code for a protein of 303 amino acids. Gene Ontology annotation, cellular component: plasma membrane; cytoplasm. The record is from RefSeq and is a predicted model, not a curated record. Gene Ontology annotation, molecular function: protein binding. The transcript is spliced from 8 exons.
GAAAUCAAAAAAUAGAGCAAGUACGAGUACUGAAGUAGAGCAUCUCUUGGGCUUGAGCUUGCAGCUGUCAGGACAGUGGUUUCCAAUCUUCCUUCGUCUCUUCUUACAGUUCCACUGAGCUGUUAGCAUUUCUCUUCCUGUCUUGAAUAUCGCAUCUUUACAAUGUCUCUUUACCCUUCUCUGGAGGACAUGAUGGUCCAUAGCUCGGGUGCUGUUUCGAGCCCUGCAGCCGCGCCCAGUGCUCAGCCAUCCAUUGUCACUGCCCCGCCAGCAGCAGCGGUGGCCAGCAGCAGUUGCCUUCCCAGGUACCCAUCUCUGUACCCAAGUCUGUCCGAUAUGGGACUGGACCUCAGCCCAGCUGUACUGGAAGAGCAUGCUCUGGCAGUGGCACAGUUUGCCCCCGCCCAGGUCCCGGUUGCCGUUGCCAGGCCGGUGUCGAGCAGCACUCAGUCGAUGAUAGCGCCGGUCACCGGCAACAAUGAUCGAGGCAUGCUUCAGUCAGAGAUCAAACAAGGUCUUCGACCCAUUCUCCUCUGCAAGGAUGUAAAUGGAAAAGCUGGCUUGGCCGUAGCAGCUAUCAGCAAAGGUAUAUUUGUGGCGUUCGUCUACAGAAAUUCACCGGCUGCUCAGGUCGGACUCCGCUUCGGUGAUCAGAUUCUGCAGAUCAACGGGAAAACGGUUGCUGGGCUGAAGGCCACGGCCGUUGAGAAGAUCUUCAGCGAGGCUUCUCCAGAGCGCAUCGAGAUUGCUGUCAGAGACAGGCCGUUUGAGCGCACUGUGACCAUGCAGAAAGACGCUAUGAAUCACGUCGGCUUCGUGUACAAGAGGGGUCUCAUCACAGCCAUUGUCAAGGACUCUUCUGCCGCUCGAAACGGUCUGGUCAUCGACCACUAUCUAGUGGAAGUGAACGGACAGAACGUUGUCGGAAUGUCCGACGACGACAUCUCGAAGAUCUUUGCCGUCUCCCUGCCGUCAGUGACCAUCACCAUCAUGCCAGACUUUCUCUACAAUCACAUGGUCAAACACAUCGGAAGUCUCAAGAAGUACAUGGAUCACUCCAUCCCGGAGAUCUGAAGCGAACAUGAACUGUGCGUCUCAACAUGACAAACGACUUAAAAAGUGCAGUCUUCCAUUUCUAACAGCACAUAUUCGUGUAUACUCAGGACAUUCGUACAACCAACAUUGAUCUAUUACUCCCCAUUCCCUUUCAUUUGGUUGCACUCGACGUUGAGUUAAUCUGCAUGCGGUAAUAGUGCAAGAGUCAAUACUGACGCUUGCAGACAAAAACUUCCCGUGCCCUGGAUUGGCUUGGCUUGGCUUCUUGAGAGCGUAUUGGCUAGGUUCUCUGCUGGCUCUCAGCCUUCUUUUACUGAAUUCUUGUUGCCACCAUCUCUACUUAGGCAUCUGCAUUUUUGCUGUAAGGCUAGAGGUAUAUGGUGACCACGGCCAAUCCAGUAUGUCGUAUAAUAUACGACAUGAUAAUACCUGAUAAUUUUUAGCAGCACAAUAUCAUGAUACAUGUACAUGUAGCAGCAUAAUCAUCCCCAUUUCCUAUAAACAUGGAGACCAAAUUUCUUUUCAAACAUCAAGGAACAAUAUUCUAGGUCUCUUCCUGUGCAAUAACUAACUUCCGCGUUGAGUGUCAAAUCUCCCCAUUGCUGAAGACUGCAAGCUGUUUUUG